AUGGACCCUGAGCAAGGCGGGAUCAGUCCUGAUCUGUUUGGACCUGGACUUUUGGGUGUUUCCUUCAUGACUAUUAUCGAAGCUGGCUUUGUCUUUAGUGGCAAUGUCGGGACUGGAAUCGUCUUGGCGCGUCAACCAGAUGGCAGUUGGAGUCCUCCCAGUGCCGUUGGCAUUAGUGGAUUGGGGUGGGGGGUCAUUAUGGGUGCCAGUCUCAAGCAUAUUGUCUACUUGAUCUACGAACCACAAACCAUAAAAGCCAUGGCGGGGGACGUGGGAGUCACCUUGGGGGCGCAGGUCGAAGCAUCUAUUGGAAAUUGGGGACGUACUGCUGCCAUCUCCAAUAUCAUUUCCAACAAAGGAUUGGGUAGUAAUGUAGGACUCAGCUACAGCCAAGGAAUGUUUGGUGGAGUCAGCAUGGAAGGAGCGCUCUGCAACCCAAGGACAAGAGUCAAUGAAAAAUUCUACGGAAAAAAGCUCACUCCCAAGCAGAUACUCUUCUCGUCAUCACAAGAUCAAGAUUCUAUUUCAGUGCAAGUGCCAGAGGGAACUCUCUAUCCUCAAAUCGUUGCCAAACUAGAUAAGCUUUGCUCCGGUAAUGCCAUAUACCAACCUACUGCAGAACAAAAGGCAUUCACAGAAUCGGUCCGACAACAGGCCGACAAGGAAGGUGAGGAAGCACUCGCACACGAACAUGUGCAAUACGUGAAUGUCAAGAACCAACAACCAGUUGUUGCAGAUGGAGAAACCAUCUUUACAACGUUGCUGAGCUGA
Seminavis robusta is the source of this 771-nucleotide messenger RNA. The record is from the annotation of a GenBank genome assembly. NCBI's taxonomy places the organism in Eukaryota, Bacillariophyta, Bacillariophyceae, Naviculales, Naviculaceae.